Messenger RNA from Talaromyces proteolyticus, 378 nucleotides. RefSeq lists its product as uncharacterized. The transcript has a single exon. NCBI's taxonomy places the organism in Eukaryota, Fungi, Ascomycota, Eurotiomycetes, Eurotiales, Trichocomaceae. The coding region runs from base 1 to 378 and encodes 125 amino acids. The record is from RefSeq and is a predicted model, not a curated record.
AUGCCCUUGUUUCGCUUGAACCCAUUCAAAUCACUAAAUAACCAUCUAACCACCACCACGAAGCCGUCGAUUAUCUGUGAGAAUUGUCUCCACAAACAACCUCAAAACACAACAAAUGAUGUCGUUGUCGCCAGCCUCGUUGUGCUUUGUUCCUACUUCCUGGCCUUCCUCGAUGACCUCGAAAUACAGCUUGCUACAAUUCGCAGUGUUGAGCGCGGGGUUAUUGUGUGCCUUCUUGGCGGAACUGUUUUCCUGAGUUUCCUUGGGGUAUCUUUCUGGGUUGGCGUGGUUCUGCUUCCAUGGCUCAUCGGAGCUUGGAUUUUGUGGACUUAUGUCAGUCGUGGGUUCGAGAAAACCGUUUCUGCGCUGGACGAUUGA